Molecule: messenger RNA, 1921 nt
Organism: Acanthaster planci (crown-of-thorns starfish)
Lineage: Eukaryota; Metazoa; Echinodermata; Asteroidea; Valvatida; Acanthasteridae
Molecular function (GO): protein binding
Source: RefSeq, a predicted model, not a curated record
UUACGCUUCACCCUCCUCCUUUCCAUACAAUCUUUCAUGCGUUCAAUAUCCACUCUAAACUUGUGGCUACUCUUUUGUUCGGUUGAGAGCCCUUUUUUUUCAUUAGCCAACGGCUAUUAAACGAACAACAAAUUAAAAUCUACAUGAUUCUUCUUGACAGCUAGCGAUUGGCUAAGAUUAACAAAGAGGGCGUAUCCCUUUGGAAAUGUCAUUACAAAGCGAACUGCCAUUGUUCAGGAAUUAACAGUGAGUAUGAAAUAAUGGCGUGGAAGUGAUGUCAUUUAGUCGAGACUUCAUUGGCUGUUGCCAUUUCUCCAUAUUUUUAUUGGUCAGUUGUACUCGAGUCAUCAUUAACGUUGACCAGGAUUUUGUUGUUAUAGGCCAAAGGAUCAGACGGGCAAUUCAGUGUGGUUCCGUUCAAACCGGCUUCCAUUAGUCCGAGAUCCGAUCGUUUUAUGCGUUUACUCCGCUUGUACGUGUUCAGACCAGUCGUCGUUUGAGAAUACAUGUGAAAACUGUGCCGUGAAAGCAGUUGUGACGUCGAAAUGAUAUUUCAGGUGGGUGUGAGAUUAAUUGCUCUACUCAUGUCUGUGCACCUUCUGUUGCGGGCUGUCUACCACCCCUGCAUUGCACAAUCUAGCGAUGCUGAGAUACCACCAUUUUCCAAAGGCUCGUGCUGUGGCGCUUGCUUCCAGGGUCCAGCAGGAGCAGCCGGCCAGCCUGGAAUUCCAGGCGUUCCAGGCCAAAAUGGUCAGCCGGGGUCAAUAGGCCAGAGAGGUGAGCCCGGCUUGGGUCUCCCUGGACCCAAGGGAGACACCGGUGAUCGCGGUCAGAAGGGGCAGCAAGGAGAGCCGGGGGUUGAAGGACUCAUUGGCCAGCCAGGGAAGCUGGGACCUACCGGUCCCAACGGCGAGAAGGGGGAGAAGGGUGGAAAGGGUGAGCCUGGAGAAUCGACCUACGUCACCCCGAUACCACCCUCCGUCAUCGCUUUCAGCGCUCGUUUGAGCAAUCAUUUCACUGGUAAUUUCGGUGAUAUUAUCAUCUUUGACAACCUCCAAACAAACAUAGGAGAUGCGUACAAUUCCCAAACAGGAGUGUUCACCUGCUCCGUGGCAGGUGUUUAUUUCUUCAGCGUGACCGUCACGGGCCUUCCAUCAGGACCUCGGCCGAGUGCUAGUCUGGACAUGAACAGUGAAAGCAUCUUUUAUGUUCACGACAAUCAUGCAGGCUACUUUCACCAAUCCAGUAAUUCGGCAGUUCUCCUCCUGACCAGCGGGGACACCAUUCGCGUUGUAAAUCGGAGUGGAAGGGGACAGAGCAUCCAUAAAAGUGCGUUUUCUUCCUUCUCGGGGUUCCUGAUCCAAUCGAUGUAACCGACCGACAGCGAGUCCAGGUACACUUCAGUCUAUAGACGUGGUGUGAGGGAAAAGCAGUAAGAGGAGCUAAAAUGAGGCUGAAGACCUUAAUACGACUUAUCCCAACAUUGUACAUGUGGAUGCAUUUUGUUAUGCCUGGAAUUACAGUGACACUAAUGGCGUUUAUUUACAGAUUGCAGCUAUUAACACUUCGUUUGAGGGCCCUAUUAUGUUGGGCAGAAAUCCAUGGGUUAUAAUAUUGGUGGACGGGACAGUUACUUGUGGCAUUGUUCCCCAUAAGCCUGCCCUUUUCAUUUAGACACUGUGAUUCUUUGUCUGGUGUGUCUCCAAAAGGUUUCCAGGAACAUUAAAGUUAACCUCAUGAGGAAAAAUUAAUAAUGAGUAUUAUCACUCCCAUUCAAUUAAUUAAUUAAUUAAACCAAACCCCGGAGGUGGUACCUACGGAAAUUUAUGACACAAAUCAGCACACUGUGACCAAACUCUCCCAGAUCGAGUUGUAGAAAAGAGCCCAUGAUUAAAUGUCUUGUUUUGUUUCUUUCAAAAUA